Molecule: messenger RNA, 228 nt
Organism: Mesorhabditis belari
Lineage: Eukaryota; Metazoa; Nematoda; Chromadorea; Rhabditida; Rhabditidae
Source: the annotation of a GenBank genome assembly
AUGGUUAUGGUGGCUGGCGCAAAGAAGCUCUACGGAUUCCGCGUAUUCGUCGCCUCGUGUGUGCUCACAACGGUAACGAUAGGUUUCGUGCUAUGGGACGAGCAGAAUCAACGGAAUCGACGACAAGAAGGCGUUCGACAACGAUUGAAAAGCGUGCAACAACAACAGAACAUGACCGAUUACGCUAUGCAGAAACAAAAAUAUGAGGAGUACAAAACAACGCACUCG